Messenger RNA from Maniola jurtina (meadow brown), 2460 nucleotides. Its product is annotated as neuronal calcium sensor 2. Gene Ontology annotation, molecular function: calcium ion binding. The transcript is spliced from 5 exons. The coding region runs from base 572 to 1132 and encodes 186 amino acids. Lineage: Eukaryota; Metazoa; Arthropoda; Insecta; Lepidoptera; Nymphalidae. The record is from RefSeq and is a predicted model, not a curated record.
UAAUAUGUAGUUUAUAUCUUGACUUUUUCGAUAUAAAGGUGAAAAGUUGUAAUUCUAAACUGGUAAUCGAACUACGAAAUGACAGCUCGACUCAGUGAGUGCAUUGAAUUAACAAAAUUAGUUAAUUGUUAAAAUUAUAAGUUAUAAUUUAAAAGUGAACUACAAUGUUUGCCUACGUUUAAAAUGCAUAGAAACAUUGACAUUACAUCCAAAUUUUCUUCUUAUUUUGUACACUGGCUUUUAGUAGUGCCACACCAUUUCGUUCUGUCAUUUUUAUAUAAAAUUUUGGAGGUAGGUAUGUGAAAAAUUGCCGCGUUUAAUACUUGUGGUUGUCAAAUCGCGUUAUUGCUAGUAGCAUUGUGCAUGUUCGAAAAAACUGAAAAGUUUGUUUAAAUCGCUUUUUAAUCGUUAAAUAUGGUGCUUAAAUGUGCGGAAAUAGUGUGAAGUGUGUGAAAACCAAUGAGAGUGAAUGUUUUUUGGUGAUUUCCUUGCAUUUUUGGAUGUACCAACGGCGCACGCGGUCGCACAAUGGCGGACGUCAUGCGCAUGGAAAUAACUUCAUUGAGAUAAAAUGGGCUGCUUCUUUAGUAAAGACAAGCUCACCAAAGAGGACAUGGACUUCCUCAAAACUCAUACUUCUUAUGACGAGACCACGAUUAAAGAGUGGUACAAAGGCUUCAAGCAAGACUGUCCUAACGGAAGGCUGACGCCGGCCAAAUUCGUCGACAUGUACAAGAUGUUUUUUCCAUCUGGUAACGCAGUCGAAUUCUGUGAUCAUGUUUUCAGAACAUUCGACAUGGACAAGAAUGGAUACAUAGAUUUUAAGGAAUUUCUCCAAGCGAUCCAUGUGACAUCAAGCGGCACUCCCGAAGAAAAGCUCAAAUGGGCUUUUCGUAUGUAUGACGUUGACGGGAAUGGAGUAAUAGAUAUUCAGGAGAUGACCAAAAUAGUCCAGGCUAUUUACGACAUGCUGGGAGCCUGCUCAAGUAAUAGGCCGGCUGAUUCCGCCGAAGAGCGCGCUAAAAACAUCUUUGCGAAAAUGGAUGAAAACAAUGAUGGCCAGCUCACGCAGGAAGAGUUUCUUAAGGGAUGUCUUCAAGACGAGGAACUUUCCAAAAUGCUGGCGCCUUAAUUUGGUCCUAUAAUAUGUCGCGUCCCUUACUUUCUGCAAUACCUCAAACAAACCCCUUUUCGAUAACAAUACCCCUUUGAGGUGUAAAAUUGUUUCAUUCAUAUUUUGUGUCGAUUGUCGCAUAUGAUACGUCAAUUGGAGUUUUCCAGAAAUAAGUUUUAUUAAUUUCAGUGUAGGAAUUCGAUUGCAAAACUAUGAAAAAUUGGAACAAACGUAUAUAGUGUAAUAAAACUGAAUGUCCGUAUAAUUAUUUAAUAUCUUACUUUAUUAUUCAUUUUAACUUAGAUAAAGAAUGCUAGGUUUGUGACAAGAGACAUAACUUAGUCAUAUACAAAAUCCGAUAGGAAAAGUGUCAUUUCGACUUUAUUUUGUUUACAGCAGAACCAAUAGAAAUAAAAUAAAAUAAACAUUGCGCUAUAAAACCCUAUUCUGACAAUGUUAAAGUAAGUAGCUUCAAUGACAAAUAUACCUACUCCCAAUCGUGGGUGAGAAUAUAUUUUCACAGACACGUUGAAGUCCGUUGGUUCGUCUUGGGUAAUAAAUUAUUAUUAUUCAUAAUAGUUAAUAACAAACAGUUAUAACAAUAUAUCCAAUUUUCUAUUUGAUAAUAAUAAAAUUAAAUAAAAAAAACCGACAUCAAUAACUACAAACAACUAGAAUUCAAAAUUAAAAUGUAAUUUAUUACUGAAAGUUUUAUUUAUAUUUUGGAGUCGGUGUUAGGUAGACAGACGAUAUCAAACAAGUAGCAGGGAGCCGCUGAAUCCAGGCGGCGCAAGACCGUAGCGUGUGGAAGUGACAAGAGAUCUAUUUCCAGCAAUGGAUGUCUAUCGGUUGUUUAAUGACGAGAUACACAAAUAACAUCGUAUAUCCGAAUCGCAUUCGUAUUGAUUUACGCUACUGCAUAGCUCAACAGUUUGCGAAUCGAAUUCCGCUCGUGUGAAACGCAAACUGCAUGAUCCUAAAUAUCCGAUCUAAAUAUGAACGCUGACAUACACAUAUAAUAUCCACGAUGUCGCUAAUCGAACUCUGCUCUAAAUGUGUGGGCAACUCGUUUGAUCCGCAGUCUAUGGUUUCGAUCAACCUAAAUCUCAAUUCUAAAACCAGCGCGAUCGAUACAUAUUUAUCCGUCAAUAUAGACACCCGAAUUUAAUAGUCAUAAACUGUAAAAACAAUUUGUUUUUUUACAAUAACUACCUAUAUAUUACGUAUAUGGCAGAUAUACUUACUUAUAGGGCAGAUUACAUUAAUUUUCGUUGUCACAUAAGUACUAUUCUAAUGUAUAAAUAAUAAGUAUUGUGUCCGUACCGUUCACUUAGAUAAAUUUUCUU